Molecule: messenger RNA, 327 nt
Organism: Cooperia oncophora
Lineage: Eukaryota; Metazoa; Nematoda; Chromadorea; Rhabditida; Trichostrongylidae
Source: the annotation of a GenBank genome assembly
UUGGUUUCAUCAAAUUUUCAUCGAUGCAUAGUUGUUAUUAUUAGGUUACUCAAAAAGAACCUGACAGCUUCACUUGCUGAGUUCAAGUGCGAUUUGGUACUGUUCAAUGCGGGCACUGAUAGUCUCGAAGAUGAUCCACUGGGAUGUCUCAAUCUGAGUGAAGAGUGUAUAGUGCGUCGCGACGAGUUGGUUUUCCGUCUGUGCAAGGAGAACGCAAUUCCGAUCGCGAUGGUGACCAGUGGUGGCUACCUGAUGUCAAGUGCUAACGUCAUCGCGAAGUCUAUCCGAAACCUUCAUCAAAAAGAGCUCAUUCAUUUGAAAGCAUAA